Messenger RNA from Ictalurus furcatus (blue catfish), 2601 nucleotides. RefSeq names its product E3 ubiquitin-protein ligase UBR2-like. Gene Ontology annotation, cellular component: cytoplasm; ubiquitin ligase complex. The coding region runs from base 1154 to 1999 and encodes 281 amino acids. The transcript is spliced from 10 exons. Gene Ontology annotation, biological process: ubiquitin-dependent protein catabolic process via the N-end rule pathway. The record is from RefSeq and is a predicted model, not a curated record. NCBI's taxonomy places the organism in Eukaryota, Metazoa, Chordata, Actinopteri, Siluriformes, Ictaluridae. Gene Ontology annotation, molecular function: ubiquitin protein ligase activity.
GAGGUGCAUUGUGAACAUAGAGGCAUUUGUAGGCGGUAAACUGCUUCACAGAAAACAUUGCUUUACCAAAAAACACUUUGAGGUCAUUUUUGUCACGUUUUUGAGGUAACAUUUUUUUUUUUUAGCGAGUAUCGUGCUCUUGUUUCUGUAUGUGAGAUUUGUGCAUAAAAAGGCUGCUUGAGUCACUUCUCAAGCCGUUAAACUUCUCUCCAGCAAAUCCAUGCCUCAUUUUGGUCUCUGAGCAUCUGAUGCUAAUCACACCGAUUGGUUCAGCUGCAGCAGAUUCUUGUGAAGGUGUUUGACAUGCGGUGCUUAAUGUAGGUGUGUGUUUAAAAUAUAAGUGUAUUGGAAGUGUACAUUCGUGUCCCAUUCGUUUAAAUGCAUCAAAAACAUAAAUACGUUUUUAAAUAAUCCUGAAAUUCUCGUCGGCGUUGGUUUACUGAGCGAUGAAGAGUCGGUUCAACUGAUUCAGUUCAUUCAUUCAAACCAUCGAAGUAGGAUAAGCGGCUUUGGUAAUGAUUCUUUAAAUAAACCGAUUCAGAAUCCUCUUCUUGAAUCGUUUGAGUCGUUCUCACUCGGUCAGGGUUGCACGUGUGGGUUGCUUUUCCUGCACGUGUAAUCAGCACGUGUUCACAGACCGUAAAUCCCGACCCCAUGGUAGACACUCGACAGAAAUUUCAUACUAAAGUAAGUAUUUUAUAUUUUCUGGGUCUAAACAGAGCAGAAGUAUUGCUAAUGUGCUGUACAGAUUCUAUUGGACUGGUGAACUGUGUGGAUUUGUAUAUUUAACCCAGUUUAAUAUGGCCUGCUUUGUUCAGUCAGAGACAAGUAAAUCUGUUCUAAUGUUCAUUUAUUUUCCAUAGAUAAAACAAAUGUUUGCUUACACAUGACUACGUACUUUAUGCCUUCAGAAUGGUGGAGAUUUGUCUCUUAACUAUUUUAAAUUUGGUUCUCUUCAACAGGUUGUGUUUGAGUUGUGCAGGCUUGUGUCACCUGACUUAAAGAAGGCAUUGUUUGAAGGGCUUGAUCAGCACCUCCCACGGCUCCUGCAGUUGUACAACACCGAGAGGCAGUGAAAUACCCGAAAUCCAACAUGUGAUGACCCGCAUUGAUCAAGAGGCAGAGGAAGCUCAGCGAAAGCUUAAGAGACAGAAUGGAGAGGACCCAGGUGCUGCACUUGUUAGGCAUGGCUCUGCUGGAGGAGCAGCAACAGCUAGAGAACAUUGGGGAUGACGAUGAAGUUACUUUCAACUUCACCCUCAAAAUCUCCCGUCCCGGUGAAGCCCCCGGCAACACUCCAAGCAUCCUGGCUCUGUUAGAGACCUUGCAGUGCGCGCCUCACUUGGAAGUGCACAAAGACAUGAUUCGCUGGAUCCUUAAAAUGGUGGUUAGCAUUAAAACGAUGCGUGAGUGCACAGCUGCUGCACCUCCCUGUGAAGGAACAGGGCACUGUCACAAGGAGACUGUGUGGGACAAAGACAAAGCAGAGAGAAAAAAGAAAGCUGAACUGUGCUGGAAAAAGACCAUGGCUCAAACAUUAGAGAGCCAGAGUCAUUUUAUCAAUAAGUACAUAGAUCUGCUCAAGCAGGAUUCAGAGGAUCUGGAUGCCUCAGCCUCUACAUCAGCAGAGCAUAGCCCCAGUUCAUGUGACAGUGCUCUGGUGUGUGUGGGACCUCGUCGUUGGCGUGCCAGAGGAGGAGAGAGGAGGCAGAUGGAGAUGUGUAUCCUGUGUCACGAAGCGCAGGAGAUCCUACCUGAUGGCACUGCCAUGGUGCUCGCUGCCUUUGUCCAACGCUCUACGGUCAUGUCCAAGAUCCGCAAAAGACCCCCUCACAAUCCAGAGAGCUGUGAUCCCCUCUUCAUGCACCCUGACCUGUCCUUUGGUACCCAUACCGGCAGCUGUGGCCACAUCAUGCACUCUCACUGCUGGCAGAGGUCUUUGAAUAUCAAUGAUGCAGACAGGGAGGAGAAAUAUAACAGGUGUUUAAGGACUCUUUGAUCCACCAGAGGACGGGUGAUAAGAAGAACCCAUUUCGGUACUUCUCUAAGCAGGAGCUGAAGGAGCUUUUCACACUGGAGGACACGUACUCGUCCUCCACUCGGCUGCAGCUGCAGUCGCUCCACUCGUCUGCGUGUCGCUCCGACCCUGAGCUGCAGUGCCACAUCUCCUCUCUGAAGGGCAUGAAUGUGUUUGGCGUGUCCCGUCAUGACUUGCUGUUCUCUAAUGAGGAUACUCUGCAGGACGAGGACAAAUAUGGUCACAAUUUGGCCCAUAUCUGUUCAGCGGUGCCAUAUCUAGGCCAUAUGUGACGGAUAAUACCCACAUGUGGCCCAAACGUACUUGCUAUUUGGGAUGUCUGGUUGGGGUGUGAAAAUUUUAGAUGCUGGAUUGACAGUUAUAUUAUUAAAUAACAAUAUGAACAGCAAGAUUAUUAAUUGGAGUAGCAUAAGUAAUGAAAAUAGCAAAUGUUAAUAUUCAUAAAUACAGGUAAUGGGAUUUAGUGUUAAUAGUGCAAGAGUAAGUGUAAAUAUGAAUCUGAAACAGAUGUGGCUGUUCAUCUCAGUGCUUUAAUUGAAGAAAAAGUCAAAAAAAUUUGAGCC